Molecule: messenger RNA, 1824 nt
Organism: Penicillium vulpinum
Lineage: Eukaryota; Fungi; Ascomycota; Eurotiomycetes; Eurotiales; Aspergillaceae
Gene: has1
Product: ATP-dependent RNA helicase HAS1
Exons: 4
Coding region: 1-1824 (607 amino acids)
Biological process (GO): maturation of LSU-rRNA from tricistronic rRNA transcript (SSU-rRNA, 5.8S rRNA, LSU-rRNA)
Cellular component (GO): nucleolus
Molecular function (GO): ATP binding; RNA helicase activity; nucleic acid binding
Source: RefSeq, a predicted model, not a curated record
AUGCCUGGCCCCGUGGACACCGCAAAGUCCAUCAACAAGCGCAAGAGAAAGCACAGCUCGAAAACAGAGAGCGAUGUCGCCAAGCCCGUGGAAGCCAAAUCCAGCUCUUCAGUGACCCCGAAAAAGAGUGUUGCUUCGACCCCGAAGGCUUCAGCUGAGAAAGCUACCAAGAAGCGUAGGGUCAGCCCUUCACCGAGUGUCGAGGAGGAAAGCGCAGAUGAAGAGAGCGCCGACGACGCCGAGGCUGUUGAGGAUGUCGAGGAAGGCAGUGAUGUGGAGAGCAGUGAUGCCGAAGACAAGGCAGCUGUGAACGGUACAGAUCUUCCUACUAUGGAAGAUGUCCGCUUGCCCCAGACUGAGGGCAAGCUGCAGAAAUUCACCGAGCUCAACCUUUCCGAGAAGACCAUGCAGGGUAUCAACGAUAUGGGUUUCACAACCAUGACUGAGAUUCAACAGCGUACCGUUCCUCCUUUGCUUGCCGGACGUGAUGUGCUCGGUGCUGCGAAGACCGGUUCUGGAAAGACUCUGGCUUUCCUGCUCCCCGCGAUUGAGAUGCUGCACGCCCUGCGCUUCAAGCCCAGAAAUGGUACUGGUGUUCUCGUCGUGUCCCCUACCCGCGAACUGGCACUGCAGAUUUUCGGUGUCGCCCGUGAACUCAUGGCCCACCACUCGCAGACAUACGGUAUUGUUAUUGGAGGUGCCAACCGUCGCGCUGAGGCUGAGAAGCUGAUGAAGGGUGUCAACCUGCUCAUUGCGACCCCCGGUCGUUUGCUCGAUCACCUCCAGAACACCCAAGGAUUCAUCUUCAAGAACCUGAAGACCUUGGUCAUCGACGAGGCAGACCGAAUUCUCGAAGUCGGUUUCGAAGAUGAGAUGCGCCAGAUCGUGAAGAUUCUGCCCAAAGAAGAACGCCAGACUAUGCUUUUCUCCGCUACACAGACCACUAAGGUCGAGGAUCUGGCCCGGAUAUCCCUGCGCCCCGGACCGCUUUACAUUAACGUCGACCACAGCAAAGAGCACAGCACAGUCGCCGGUCUGGAACAAGGCUACGUGGUGUGUGAGGCUGACAAGCGUUUCUUGCUUCUCUUCUCAUUCCUCAAGCGUAACCUUAAGAAGAAGAUUAUUGUCUUCUUCUCAAGCUGUAACUGCGUCAAGUACCAUGCUGAGCUUCUGAACUACAUCGAUCUCCCCGUUCUGGAGCUUCACGGAAAGCAAAAGCAGCAGAAGCGCACCAAUACUUUCUUCGAGUUCUGCAAUGCCAAGCAAGGUACCCUGAUCUGUACUGAUGUUGCUGCUCGUGGCUUGGAUAUCCCCGCUGUUGAUUGGAUUAUCCAGUUCGAUCCUCCUGAUGAUCCUCGUGACUACAUUCACCGUGUCGGACGUACCGCCCGUGGUGCCGAAGGCAAGGGUCGCAGUCUGAUGUUCCUCCAGCCUUCCGAGGUCGGUUUCUUGAAGCACCUCAAGGAGGCGCGUGUGCCUGUCGUGGAGUUCGAGUUCCCCGCCUCCAAGAUUGUCAAUGUGCAGUCUCAGCUGGAGAAGCUUAUCGGCCAGAACUACUAUCUCAACAAGUCUGCCAAGGACGGUUACCGUUCUUAUCUCCAAGCAUAUGCCUCGCACUCCCUUCGCACUGUGUUCGACGUGAACAAGCUUGACCUCGUCAAGGUUGCUAAGGGCUUCGGUUUCAAUGCCCCUCCCCGUAUUGAUAUUCAGCUAGGCUCCAGCCUCAGCCGCGAUAAGAAGCAGGAACAGCAAGGACGCCGCACGUACGGUAGCCAGCCUAAGCACGGUGGUGGACUGAAGUUCAAGCGGAAGCACAAUGACUGA